AUGGAAUUCGACUGCCUCAGGAUAGCUGCCAUGACUUGGGCCACUCCCGAGGACCGUUCCCAGAAAGACCAGUGUCGUCAGUUCGAUCCGGUCAGUGGGCCAUUCAGCAUGAACAACGAGCGCAGUAAUGAAGGGUCCGUUUAUUCGGUCGGAAGCCAGAACCACCUGGUGCCGAUAAGAUCUAGGAAAACCUUCUUCAAGAAGAGAAGUCAGAUUUCCAAUUCAUCACUGAUAAUUCUUUACAUUUUGGUGGGUGCUUUGUUUAUAACGGUUGUGGUACUCGCUGUACUUUAUGCGCGUAAAAAUAUGAUGGAAAUAUGUGACAGCGAGGAUUGCGUGCGAAUAGCUGCUAGUUUGAAGGAAUCUAUGAACGAGUCUGUAGAUCCUUGCAACGAUUUUUAUCAGUAUGCGUGUGGUAGAUGGCCGCAGGAGCAUCCUAUUCCGGAUUCCAGCCUGACAAAUUCCUGGUUCAGCGAGCGCAGUGGUCGCAUGUACAGAAAGAUCAGAGAUCUGCUAAAAGUCAAUAUGUCUGCAAGUGAGGUACCAUGGGCAGUGAUGCAGGCCAAGACUCUAUUCACCAGCUGUUUGAACUUGUAUACCAUGAAUGAACAGUCCAUGAACGAUCUGUCUCCAUUGUUCGACUUGUUGAAGUUAUUAAAUUUACCAAUGGUACCGUUUGUUACCAAUAAAACGACUAAUUACAUCGAACAACUUGCCAGCGUAAAGAGAACUUUGGGCUAUGAUAUUUUCUUUGGCUUUGAGGUCAUACCCGAUCCAAGAAACAAGAGUAAGAACAUACUUUAUUUCCACCUACCGAUUCGUUCCAAUCCUUUUCUCACUGAUCAAGAAUUAGAGAAGCGGCUGCAAACCAUUAGAUCGCGAUUGCGAAAAUUAGAUGAGUUAGAUGACGAAGCCAUGUUGAGCGAGGACGAAGAUGCCGAAUUUACCUACAUGGCAGAUGUUAUUAAAUACGUCAUUAACAAUGGUACUGAUGAUAAAUGCACCUCAGAUGAAUCGGUAUAUGAAGAUGAAGAAUUGGAAGAAUUUGUUAAGGGGGUUUACAAUAUUAGCAAUCUUUUCUAUUACAUGGUUCGUGCAGAUCGAAAUCAUAGUAUUUCCAUAGAAAACUUAAGCGAUAGUGAUUAUAUGCUAAUAGACGAUCUACAACAAUUGACAGACGAUUAUAUAAUAGAUAGUAAUUUAUCUCUCACGCCUACACCAAUUUGGCGGCCCUUUAUUGAAUCCAUUUUUGAGGGAAUCGUUAAAUUGGAUCUUGAUAACAAUGACAAAGUCCUCGUUGGUAAUCUGGAGUAUUUGAAAGAUGCUGCAUUACUAUUAGCUUGUUUUGAGGAAGAAGCUCUAGAAAGCUACAUUUGGUGGACCAUUGUGGACCUUGUAGUGCCUCACUCCACCGAAAGGCUCAGGGAUAUUUGGAACAAAUACGUUAGAAAGGUAACAGACGUGGAAGUUAUAGGCGAAUCAAAAUCGUUAGUCUGUGCAUCAGUUGUCAAUAAAUUAAUGGGAAUGGCUGUAUCGUGGCUGUUCGUAGAUCCGACAUUUCACGAUAAUAAGAUUAACAAAGUAGAAGAAAUGCUAGAGGAUAUAAGAGAGGCAUUUGCUUCACUUGUCGCUAAAACGAGUUGGAUGGAUCAAUCGACUAAAACGGCAACACUUAAAAAAAGCAAAAAGAUGGAAUACGAAAUUGGAUUUCCUACGUGGCUUUUUGACGAGGAGAUGCUUGAUGAGUAUUACGAAGGCAUAGACCUAACGGAAACAAAAUACCUGGCGAAUAUGGUACAAAUCGUUCAAGUGCAUUUGAAUAACACGUGGGCAAGCCUACACGACUAUAAUAUGUUCAACGAGUCAUAUUGGGCAACUGAUCCUACUGAUGUAAACGCAUUUCACACCUUUCAACUUAAUCAUAUAACUAUUCCUGCUGGAAUUCUUCAAUUCCCAUUUUAUGAAUUGGGUCUUGAGGCUUUAAAUUAUGGUGCCAUCGGCACAAUACUUGGACAUGAAUUAACUCACGGAUUCGACACUAACGGUCGGCUUUAUGACAGCGACGGAAAUCUUCGUCAAUGGUGGACCAAUGAAACCAUCUCAGAAUAUUCGGACAGAACUCAGUGUUUCAUAGAUCAUUAUAGCACUUAUUACGAAGACGAGGCAAGUCUAGUCGACGAUUACAUCGACGGUGAACUGACCUUGGGAGAAAAUAUCGCCGAUAAUGGUGGCCUUCACGAAGCUGUCGUCGCCUACAAGAGAUGGAAGGCUCGGCACGGUCGUGAGGCUUUACUUCCGGGAUUCACGCAAUUUACGCACGAACAGUUACUUUUUCUUUCUUUUGCGCACUUAUGGUGCGAGUCUUAUACUGCUAAGUCAUUAAAGUGGAUGAUGGAAGAUUCUCAUUGUCCCGGCCAUGUGAGACUUCGAGCUGUACUAAGAAAUUCUAAAGAAUUUAGUUCUGCGUGGAAUUGUCCAGCAGGAUCAACCAUGAAUCCAUCGAAAAAGUGUCGUUUGUGGUAAAACUUUGACAAAGACAAUGUUUGCUAUUUAAUACUGUUGAUUGAUCAAAUAUUUAUAAUUUAUAAAAUCAGUAAGCUCACGUG
Messenger RNA from Cyphomyrmex costatus, 2606 nucleotides. It is a transcript of the gene Nep5, whose product is annotated as M13 family metallopeptidase neprilysin 5. The coding region runs from base 1 to 2523 and encodes 840 amino acids. Gene Ontology annotation, biological process: protein processing. The transcript is spliced from 18 exons. Gene Ontology annotation, cellular component: plasma membrane. The record is from RefSeq and is a predicted model, not a curated record. Gene Ontology annotation, molecular function: metalloendopeptidase activity. NCBI's taxonomy places the organism in Eukaryota, Metazoa, Arthropoda, Insecta, Hymenoptera, Formicidae.